GGCACCCUCCUGCCCCUGUUCUGCCCCCAAGCACUGCUGCUCCACGACCCAGCAGCAUCUCUGCAGGCUCCCAGGCCGAGGUCUGGAGCCCAGAGAAACUGCAGUGCUCUGCCUCCACCUUCCUCUCCCCAGCUUUUCCAGGCUCCCAGACCUAUUCUGAGGCAGAGCUCCUUCCAGUUCCAAUCCUGGCUUCCCUCAGGCCACCACUGCGAUCUUCAGCCCCUUCCUCUGACAAGCCAAGCCCAGGGAGCCCAGAGUCUGGCCUCCAAAGGACACAUACCUCCCCAUUUUGCUGGCCCCUCUGUGAGAUUUCCCAAGGCACCUGCAACUUCUCUGAAGAGCUGAGGAUUGGAGAGGGUGGUUUUGGGUGUGUGUACCGGGCAGUAAUGAGAAAUACCACAUAUGCUGUGAAGAGACUGAAGGAGGAGGCUGACCUAGAGUGGACUGUGGUGAAACAGAGCUUCCUAACAGAGGUGGAGCAGCUGUCAAGGUUUCGUCACCCAAAUAUUGUGGAUUUUGCUGGCUACUGUGCAGAAAGUGGCUUCUACUGCCUUGUUUAUGGCUUCCUGCCCAAUGGCUCCUUGGAGGAUCGACUCCAUCUUCAGACCCAGGCCUGCUCCCCCCUAUCCUGGCCUCAACGACUGGACAUUCUUCUGGGCACAGCCCGGGCUAUUCAGUUUUUACAUCAGGACAGCCCCAGCCUCAUCCAUGGAGACAUCAAAAGUUCUAAUGUGCUUCUGGAUGAGAGACUGAUGCCCAAGCUGGGAGACUUUGGCCUGGCUCGUUUCAGCCGCUUUGCAGGGGCCAACCCAAGCCAGAGCAGUACUGUAGCCCGGACUUGCACAGUACGGGGUACCCUCGCCUACCUGCCUGAGGAGUACAUCAAGACGGGCCGGCUGGCUGUGGACACCGAUACCUUCAGCUUUGGGGUGGUGAGCCACCAGCCCUUCUGUUGGCUUGGGGAGGGAAAACAACCAGUAAUACUCGAGACCCUUUCUGGUCAGAGGGCUGUGAGGACACAAGGUACCAAGACGAAGUAUCUGAAAGACUUGAUUGAAGAUGAGGCUGAAGAAGCUGGAGUGGCCCUGAACAGCACCCAGGCCACUCUACAGGUGGAUGUGGCCACAGAUGCUUGGGCUACUCCAAUCGCUGCCCAGAUCUAUAAGAAGCACUUGGACUCCAGACCUGGACCCUGCCCACCGAAGUUGGGCCUGGCCCUGGCUCAACUAGCUUGUUGCUGCAUGCACCGUCGGGCCAAGAAGAGGCCACCCAUGACCCAGGUGUACAAGAGACUAGAGUGGCUGCAGGCAGGGCCUCCUUGGGAGCUAGAGGUUGCCAGCCACGGCCCCUCUUCCCCACAGGAGAACUCCUACAUGUCCACCACUGGCAGUGUCCAGAGUGGGGGUGAACCAUGGCAGCCUCUGGUAGUGCCCACAAGAGCCCCACUCCAGGCUGCUCGGCAGCUCCAGAAAAGCCCCAACCAGCCAGUAGAGAGUGAUGAGAGUGUUCCCAGCCUCUCUGCUGCCCUGCACUCCUGGCACUUGACUCCAGGUAGCCACCCAAGCCCAUCAUCCUUCAGAGAGGCUGGCUGUACCCGGGGGAGUACCACCCAAGAAUCAAGUUUGAGGAUUGUCACAGGCUUCCAGCCCACAACUAUGGAAGGCUCAUCCAUGGGCAGUUCCUCCUCCCUGUCAUCAGAGCCACCACAGAUCAUCAUCAACCCAGCCCGACAGAAGAUGGUACAGAAGCUGGCCCUGUAUGAGGAGGGACUCUUGGAUAGCCUGCAGCUUCUGUCAUCAGGCUCUUUCCCAGGCUUGGAUUUAGAACCUAAAAACAGACAGGGACCUGAAGAAAGUGACGAAUUUCAGAGCUGAUUUGUCCACCCAGGCAAAUUCCCUCAGACUCAGAUGUCAAAGUUCUCAUGGUUGGAAGUUCUCAUGGUGUGCAACCUCCACAGUAGCCCAAAGGAGUCAGGUGUGGGGCGUACUCUGGCAAAGGAGAAAGAGUGGUGAACCUGCUGUUCUCAGGGUGUGAAUACAGGAAGAGCCUGCUAUAAGCUAAUAGGGCAGGCCAACUCAGGCCAGUAUUUGGGAGCAAGGCAAGCAGAGCACCUAAGGUAGUACAUGACAGAAGACUGCUAGUUACACAGGCCCGGUGGAGGCAAAUGGGGCUGUUUGUAUGGUAGGCACUGGCUCCCUUGAGAGCUAAAUAACAUAUCUGCAGCCUAGGCCUGCAAUAACUGUUAGUCUGUCCCUCUGAACUUCCCCAGAGCCCCAAGAGAAAGUGGCUAUUGUGCUUGUAAAUUGCAAAUGAGUGUCUUAAAGUUUAGUCCACUAGCUGGAAGUGAGCACUCCCAAGAGUUCAGUAGAACCCCCCACCUCCAUCUUGGGUGGGUAUGUGCAGGCCUUGCCCGAUACCUGUGAGCUGCUUUCAUGUGACUGCCUACUAGGCUGGCUGUCCUUAGACCCUGCAAGUGAGCUAUAGAUGCCCCAAAUUGAGCUGUAGACCAAGGUACUGGUUGUGGCAGUAAUGUCUAACAAAGCCAAGCUUUGUGGUACCCAGACAGUGAGAAAACCCCAAAAGCAGAAACAGGGAACAAAGUAAAAGUAUUUGAGGAGGGAGGAAGGCCCCAUUUUAAGAAGCAAAUUUUUGUGUAACCAAGUGUCUUCAAAAGUAACCCAGGGUUAUAACCCAGGCUUAUAGUGAUUCUGUGUUUGAGUCACGAGUCACACUACAUGCCCCUGUGAAGCACUGGUAACAAACAUCCAAUUUGUCCUUGAGUAGUAAAAGUGUGCAUUUUACUGUCUGGUUAAACUUGUGGAGUUUGUUGCACUAAAAGCUUUGUGCUUUUCUAAUGCUUUACAUGUCCUGGUUCUUGAGUAUCCCACCAAAACUAAGGGCCCCAACAUCUUUGCUAUUCUCUUGCCAUGCCCAGACUGGGGAUCGAUUCCCAGUGCUGCUACCCUUGCUUUCGUGUGCCAUUAAGUUUUUUCUUAGAGAUUCCAUGGGUAUUAAUGCUAUUAGAAAUGAAACUUUCAUGUCCUAAUUAUUCAUUAGUCAUAUAUAGAAAUAUUUUGCCUCUGAUCUUUAUUCUGUGACCUUACUUAAAUGCAUUUACCACCACUUGUUUUGGGAUGACUAUUCUGGGAUAGUGUGUAUACAAUUUUCCCAUCUGAAAAUAAAGACAAUUUUACUUCUUCUUUGCCAACCUA
Messenger RNA from Cricetulus griseus (Chinese hamster), 3212 nucleotides. The record is from RefSeq and is a predicted model, not a curated record. Lineage: Eukaryota; Metazoa; Chordata; Mammalia; Rodentia; Cricetidae.